Messenger RNA from Lasiodiplodia theobromae, 3528 nucleotides. RefSeq names its product Serine threonine protein kinase. Gene Ontology annotation, molecular function: ATP binding; RNA endonuclease activity; protein serine/threonine kinase activity. Lineage: Eukaryota; Fungi; Ascomycota; Dothideomycetes; Botryosphaeriales; Botryosphaeriaceae. The transcript is spliced from 2 exons. Gene Ontology annotation, cellular component: IRE1-TRAF2-ASK1 complex. Gene Ontology annotation, biological process: IRE1-mediated unfolded protein response; intrinsic apoptotic signaling pathway in response to endoplasmic reticulum stress; protein phosphorylation. The record is from RefSeq and is a predicted model, not a curated record. The coding region runs from base 1 to 3528 and encodes 1175 amino acids.
AUGCCGCGCCGUCGGCCUCCCGGCAGGACGUCUGCCGCUUUGAGCUCGACCCUGAUCGCCCUACUGCUCGUGUUUCCUUUUGUGGCCUCCGCUCAGCAGCAGCAGCACGGCCACCACCAACACCAUGCCGUCCGCAACUCCCCUCGCGAGGAGCUCCUCCGCGACACGGCCGACCAUCGGCCGUGGUCAUCCGCCCACCUAGACGCCCUGUCCGAGUCCGCCGCUCCAGGGUCCAACCAGCGCAGUCCCAACCUCAACAACUACCGACACCGCAACGUGCCCUUCAUUCCCAAGAACGAGCGCGCCAUUGCGACUUUGGCUCCAGCAGACCCCGAGUUCGCUGUUCGAGCACCUCCUGCCAGGUCGGCCGCCGGCCCCUCCGGCGGCCUCUCCUCGCGACAUCGUGCGCGGUCCCUGCAGGAUUGGGAAGUCGAGGAUUUUGUCCUUCUGGCGACCGUUGAUGGCAAGAUUUAUGCGAGAGACAGGAACACCGGCGAGGAGCGAUGGACGCUCUUCGCCGACCGCCCCAUGGUCGACAUGGUCUACCACCAGCGGAACAAGUCCGAAGGCGGCGACAUCCUGGACGACAGCCCGGAGUGGAUCGUCGAGCCGAACCAGGAUGGCGAUCUCUACGUUGCCACGCCCGCCCCCAACAUCGGCAUCCACAAGCUGAAUCUGACGGUGAGGCAGCUCGCCGAAGAGCUGUCGCCCUACGCAAGCGACGAUCCGCCAGUUGUGUACACGGCAGAGAAGAAGAACACGCUUUACACGGUCGAUGCCGCGACCGGCCGAAUCCUGAAGCAAUUCAGCUCUGGAGGCUCGUCCGUCAUUGACGAGGGCAGCUGCCGCCGGAUCAGCGGGCUCGAGGGGAUCGAUGAGGACGAGUGCGAAUCCAUCGGGACCCUGGCUCUCGGUCGCACCGAGUACACGGUCGGAAUUGCCAACAGAGACACGGGCACCCCGAUCUGCACAAUCAAGUAUUUCGAAUGGGCCCCCAACAACAGGGACCGCGAUCUCCAGCUUCAGUAUUCGUCGACCAUGGACAACAAGUACAUCUACAGCAAGUACGACGGAAAUAUCUACGCUCUGGACCACACCAAAGACAAGGAACGAAACGUCUACCACAACAAGUUCGACUCUCCUGUUGUCCGCGUCUACGACAUUGUGCGACCGUUCCACGCAAACUCUCGUGACACAUCUCUGGUUCUUCUUCCGCAGCCUCCUGGGCCUGCCACGGUCCAGGAAUACCAGCAGGACGUGUUCGUCAACUGCACCGAAAAUGGCAGCUGGUAUGCUAUGUCUGAGAUCAGCUACCCCGCGGUUACCGACGGUGCCUCGCCGGCUCUGUGCUACACGCUCAACUGGAAUGACUUUUCCGCAGUCAAUUGGCACGCGCAGCGAGGUUCGCUCAAGCCUUUGCUUGUUGGCGUCCACUCUUUGACGCACACCGCUCAUCCCAUACCGAUGAUUGGAGGCGCUGAGGAUGUCCUCCCUAUCGGUGCGCCAGAGGAGCCGGAGCCGGAGCCUGUGCAGACUGAAAUCCCCCCUCCGAAACCGUCCAUUGCCCAAGCUCCUGUGUGGCACCUAUCGGUCUGGACAUUCUUGGUGGCGACUCUCUUCCUCAUUCUCGGCGCUUCGCUGAGCGGCGACUGGAAGAAAACCCUCCACAAGCCGCUGGAGAACUUUCGGUUCAAUGCACCCCAUCCUCCUCCUGUGUCGCCAAGCGUGCCACAGAUCGAGGUAUCCGAGUCGCCAAAGGAAGAACCCGCCGCCGAGCAACCGCCAGAAGAGCGCAAGGUGAGGUUCCAGAUGGGCGACGAGGAAAUCACCGUCCCCGGCGAAGAAGUACCAACCGAUAACGGCACUGAGGGCAACUCGCAGCCCAGUCAGACCCCGACACGAGUUGAUUCGCCCCAGCCUGCUGAAGAGGGCGAGAACGGACAAGAGACGCCAAAGAAGAAGAAGGCUCACCGUGGCCAGCGUGGUGGUAGGAAGCGCAACAAAAACAGGAGGAACAACAACGUAGAGUCCGAAGGUGAAGAGACGGAGAAGAUUGUCGCAAACGUCAAGAAAUUUGGUGAAGAUUCACCCGAUGGUGCUGAUGGUGGCUCCACGAAUGGACAAAGCAUGUCGGAAUUCUCCUCUGCCAAACAAAUCCACAACUUGACCAUCACCGACAAGGUGCUUGGCAGCGGAAGCGGAGGUACAUUCGUGUUCGAGGGGAAGUUCGAAGGGCGUGACGUUGCGGUUAAACGAAUGCUCCCACAGUAUUACGAGCUUGCCGACCAGGAAGUCAGUCUACUUACCCAGAGUGACGACCAUCCGAACGUUAUCCGCUAUUUCUGCAAGCAGAAGGACGAGAAUUUUCUUUACAUUGCCGUCGAGCUCUGCCAAGCCAGUCUUUGGGAUCUUUACAAAGACGGCCGAGCAGACGACCCAUGGACGGAUCAACAGAUCAGAUUGGUCAAUGAGAUCAAUGCCGACGUGCCAAAGGCACUCUACCAACUUGCAGCCGGCUUGAACCACCUCCAUAGUUUGCGAAUCAUUCAUCGCGAUAUCAAGCCGCAGAACAUUCUUAUCGCUUACCCGAAGAAAAACCAGACUGGAGGCCCUCGUUUCGUCAUCUCGGACUUCGGACUCUGCAAGACCCUUCCGGACAACGUCAGCACUCUCGUUGGUACUACAAACAAUGCGGGCACCAUUGGCUGGAAAGCCCCGGAGCUUAUCCUCAAGCCGAAAGAAUCUGAAGGACGCAUGAGCUCAAGUCAGCGGGAUUCGUCAACGUCCAACGAUCCCGUCACCCAAGGUGUCAAGAGAUCGGUAGACAUCUUCUCCCUUGGUUGCGUCUUCUUCUACGUUCUCACCAAUGGCUCUCACCCAUUCGAUGAUGAGGAAGGCUGGAUGCAGAUCCGUGAGCUUAACAUCAAGAAGAACAAGUUCAAUUUCAGUAAGCUUGAGUACCUGGGCGACGAUUCGGAGGAGCCGAUCCACCUCAUAUCUCGCAUGCUCUCCAAUAACCCUGUCGACCGGCCUACCGCUAUGCAAGUCAUGCAGCAUCCUUUCUUCUGGUCGCCUGAGAAACGCCUUACGUUCCUCUGCCAAGUUUCGGAUCGAUUCGAAUUUGAACCGCGUGAUCCGCCGUCGGCAUCUCUGUGCAGACUGGAAGCGCGGAAUGUUGAUGUCAUGUGCUCUGCACCCAAGGGCUCAAACUCCAGCCAUGCGUACAGCAAGUUCCCAGACUUCCUGUCGAAGCUGGACCGCAAGUUCAUCGAUACGCUUGGCAAGCAGCGUAAGUACAAUGGCGAUAAGAUGCUGGAUUUGCUGCGCGCUUUGCGCAACAAGAAGAAUCACUACUACGACAUGCCACCCGAUGUGCAAGCCAAGGUUGGUCCGCUUUCGGACGGAUAUCUCAGGUACUGGACCACGAGAUUCCCCAAACUCUUAAUGGUUUGUUAUGAGGUGGUCGUGGACUGUGGCUUCGACCAAGAGCCCGGUUUCAGGGCCUAUUUUGAGCCGACGGCUCCUUAG